AUGACUCGAUAUAUAUUUAAUGAAACAAGUGAAGUACCACGGACUACCGUUAAAGAACAUCUCAAUGACAUUAAUAACAUGUUGGAUAGCGGAAUGGAUAAGAUCAACAUGAAAAAAUAUCUUACCUACUUGAAAUAUAAAAUGCAAGGACUACAGUUUAGUCAAAUAAAUCUAACCAUGUAUCGUUCCUGGUUAUAUGAUAACAAACCGCUCCAACCAACACAAUUUCGAAGUAUAUUAUUUAUCGGAAGCAAAUUUGGGUCUACUCGUGACUGGAAUAGGCUGCUCACCAGAUAUUUAGAUACACGGGGGAAUUGGAAAAAAGCAAUUAUGCAAGAAGCAUUAGCUGCUACCACUAAAAAAUUUCUUAUUUCGAAGCUUUUGAAAACUGCUAUUAACAACAAAAAGGUUAAUAAUAAUAGAUUAAAGGCAAUUCUAGCGGCAGUUUCUCAACAUUUUGUAAAUAGAAAAAUCAUAUGGAACUUUUUUACGAAGCAUUGGAAGGUGUUAAAUCAAAGAUUCAGUUACCAGCCUAAUGCCUUAAGAAUAAUUUUGAGGGAUAUAACCAAGAAAUUUUACACUCAAGAAGAACUUCAAAUGGUUAUUAAAUUUUUCCAAAAUCGACGCUUGAGAUACGGUGAACGUGAUGUAAGCAAAUCAAUCGAUCUCAUCGCCGGUAGAGUACACUGGAAGAAGCAUUUCCAAAAUUUCUUGAAAAGAAAAGAUAUAGGGAUAAUAACACCAUUUGAUAAGAAUUAG
Molecule: messenger RNA, 759 nt
Organism: Trichoplax adhaerens
Lineage: Eukaryota; Metazoa; Placozoa; Uniplacotomia; Trichoplacea; Trichoplacidae
Exons: 8
Coding region: 1-759 (252 amino acids)
Source: RefSeq, a predicted model, not a curated record